ACUUUACGUUUUAUAAAAGUCGCGUUUGAGUAUAAAUACAUAUUGCUUUCAUCUUAACCAACCGUGGAACACAACGAAUCUAAUGUCUCGCGGUAAGCGAAGCAUUAAAUCGUCUGCUUAAUAAUCAGAUGCUUAGGACUUGAACCCCGGAAGAAAUGAUUUCUGGUUUGCUUUUGAAGGUUUCUAUUAUUUGUAUCUCAAUCUUAAUUAUAAUGGGUACAGUCAGCCACAAAAAUUACAUCACUUCUAAGGAGAAGAGAAUGCAAUUGCUGGAAAAGGAUAGGCAACUCAUUAUCCUUCUCAAUAGUUAUGCAGUGGAGCUGCAAGAAAAGAUAGAUACUCUGCGCGGGGUAGCUAAGGUGUUUAGGGAGCGUCUGUAUGAAGCCAACGGGAGGGAAGAGGAGUAUCUGUCCAAUCCCUUGAACAGUUUAUUCCUUCUUCGUCAGAUGCACGGGGAUUGGGAUCCGGUGGAGAAGUUCAUGCAGCAGCCAGUGGGUCAAGAGCAACUGAAGUCGAUUGAGGAACUGCACCAGGAUCUUCCAUCGCAGUAUGAUCUAAAGGAAGCCAGUCAGGCCAUGUUCCGAAUAAUUGAAGCGUACGGACUGGAUCCCAAGGAUGUGGCCAGCGGAUUGGUUGAUGAGGUGCAGUACAGUGGAAAUCUGUCUGCCAAGGACUGCAUUGCCAUGGGAAGGUACUCGCUUAAGACAGGUAAUUUCAAAGUGGCCUCUAAAUGGCUAAACUUGGCCAAAGUCUUGUUAAUGGAUAGACCGCGAAAAUACCACGAAGUGAUGGCGGUUACACACACCGAUGUAGCUUUGUUGCUUGCGCGCUAUCUUAUUGGCAGUGGAAAUGUAAGCAGCGCUCUAGAAAUGCUGACAAAGGACUCCAUGUUCGGGGAGACUGGCAAAGCAGUCGCUUGGCAUUUUUACGAUAACGCCCCACCUCCCCGCACUCACCUUGUGUCCACUGAGUGGAAAGAGUCCUUCAACCACCUUUGUCGCUCGGUGAGCAGAAGACAGUCGAAGGGAUCCAAGCCCAUGAGGCUCCACUGUCGCUACAACACCACUACUGCGCCCUUCCUGAAACUGGCUCCCUUUCGGAUGGAGGAACUCUCGCUGAGCCCAUAUAUAGUGCUCUAUCACAAUGUUCUGAGCGAUGGCGAAAUCGAGAAGUUGGAGCGGAUGAGCGAGCUAUUUCUGAAACGCUCCACGGUCAUCAAUGUCAAGAACAACACCAGACAUGUUUCCCCAACCCGAACAGCCGAUGGUGUAUGGCUUCCCCUUCCGCAUACGAAACUCGAUGACAGGAUGCUGCUGAGCCGCAUUUCCCUGAGGAUCGGGGACUUAACUGGCCUGGAUAUGACCCAUGGCAGAGCAAUGCAGUUCCUAAAGUAUGGUUUCGGGGGUCACUUCGUGCCACAUCAUGACUACUUCAACUCAAAGACCCCCUUGCUGGAGGCAGUGGGCGACCGCUUUGCCACUGUUCUCUUUUAUCUAAACAAUGUGGCGCACGGCGGAGCCACCGCUUUUCCCAAGUUGAAUAUCGCAGUGCCGACCCAAAAAGGAUCUGCAUUGUUCUGGCACAACAUUGAUGGGCAGUCCUACGACUAUGAAGAUCUCACCUUCCAUGGCGCCUGUCCCCUGAUAUCUGGCACAAAGAUGGUCCUGACUCGCUGGAUUGACGAACUGGAUCAGAUGUUCCUUCUUCCGGCCGUGAUCCCUCCUCGCAGUCGUAACUUCAGUAGUAUACUCCGGAACUCAGUGCUCCAGAAUUACAAAUAAAUUAGCUGAAUAAGUCUUCGCACAAUAUACAUUUUUUUCUGUACCAGCGGUGAACUCA
Molecule: messenger RNA, 1839 nt
Organism: Drosophila ficusphila
Lineage: Eukaryota; Metazoa; Arthropoda; Insecta; Diptera; Drosophilidae
Product: prolyl 4-hydroxylase subunit alpha-2-like
Exons: 7
Coding region: 156-1781 (541 amino acids)
Biological process (GO): peptidyl-proline hydroxylation to 4-hydroxy-L-proline
Cellular component (GO): endoplasmic reticulum
Molecular function (GO): L-ascorbic acid binding; iron ion binding; procollagen-proline 4-dioxygenase activity
Source: RefSeq, a predicted model, not a curated record